AUGGAAAAUAAGUAUGAUAUUGUCAUUGUCGGUGCAGGCCCCGUAGGGCUGAUGCUCUCUGCCUGUCUUCUUCGUCUCGGGCCUUACAAAAUCAAACACAUUGAUGACCGCGCGGAGCCGACCAAUGUUGGGCGUGCCGAUGGCGUCCAAGCCCGAACCCUAGAUGUGCUUGAGGAUCUAGGGUUGAAAGACAAGAUUAUGUCCCAUAAGCCCGCGCUUCUCAGCGAGGUUGCAUUUUGGAACGCAUCCAAGACCGGUCAAGGCAUUUGCCGCACAGGGAAAUCUACGGGAUAUCCAGCUUUUAUCCGCACGCGUCAUCCCUUUACCACGAUUCUUCAUCAAGGGAAACUUGAGCGUAUCUUUCUUGAUGAUCUCAAAGACGGGAAUGUCGAGGUUCAACGGCCGUGGACGAUAGAAGCUGUUCGAAUAGACAUGUCUAAUUCCGAAUAUCCUGUGGAGACAGAAGUUGCCACUGUAGAUGGCUGCCAGAGAACAACGGUAAGAUCAAAGUAUGUCUUCGGGGCAGAUGGGGCGCGCAGCAGAGUUAGAGAGCUCCUGGGUAUCCCCAUGGUUUAUAAGGACCCCACAAUACAUAUUUGGGGCGUUAUCGACGGGGUCAUUGAGAGCGACUUCCCAGAUAUCCAGAUCAAAUGUACGAUCCGUUCUGACGCCGGGUCUGCCAUGAUCAUCCCUCAGACCGGAGACCGAGUUCGUGUUUACGUCCAACUCUCCCCAAGACCUGAGCAGGACCUUCCAACCCUUGCAUCUCAAUCUGAAAUCCAAGAAACGGCACGUAGCAUCCUCUCUCCCUACUGUAUUCGAUGGAAAUGUGUCGACUGGCACUCCAUGUAUCGAAUCGGACAAGGGGUCGCCACCACCUAUGCUGUGAAACAGCACAUUUUUAUCGGCGGCGAUGCAUGUCACACGCAUAGCCCGAAAGCAGGCCAGGGGAUGAACUAUGGCUUUCUAGAUGCACACAAUCUUGCGUGGAAACUUCACCUUACAUACGAAGACGAACGUAAACAGGCUGCCAGCAGAUUAAUCGAGUUUGACGCAACCUACGCUGGUCUCUUCAGCAGCCAGCAGGUCUCCAACGAGGUGGCCCAUCGUACAGAGUUUAUGCGCGUGUUCAAGCAAAACUGUCUCUUGACCAGCGGAUACGGGGUGUCCUAUCCGCCGAACUCCUUGAUUUGUCCCCCGGCUAAACAAGACAGAGCCACGUCUAUUUCAGUGAGCUGCAUUCCGGGACAGAUAUUCCCCCUUGCCACUGUGACCAGAGUUCAUGAUGCCCGUGUUGUAAAUCUGGAGCAAGAAAUAUCUUUCAAUGGCAGCUUUCGCAUUUACGUCUUUGCCGGCAAGCCGUCUGCUACCCGCCAAGUGAUUAACGAAUUGGCCGAAAACCAGGCAUCAAAAGCCUCCCAGCUUUUGCAGAACAUUGGUCACGCGUAUGUGAGGGAGAGCAAUAGUUAUUCUCCGUUCUUUGCGUAUUUUUUCAUUUUCAAUGCGUGUCGGUCAUUGCUCGCUCCUGAGACCUGUCUACCCAGUUAUUUUCUCCCUUACCAGCACCAUCUCUACGCUGAUGAACAGCCUACCAUGGAGAUUGCGGGGGCAGCCCAUCUAGGUAUGGGAAUCGACCCGACCGAAGGAGGGUUGGUAGUAGUUCGGCCCGAUGGGUACAUCGGCUGCGUCUCGCCUCUUACCGCCGGCUUCGGGGCAGUGGCAGCAUUAAACCAGCACUUUGAGAGGAUCCAUGGGCAUAUAUCUAAUGCUUAA
Molecule: messenger RNA, 1773 nt
Organism: Aspergillus caelatus
Lineage: Eukaryota; Fungi; Ascomycota; Eurotiomycetes; Eurotiales; Aspergillaceae
Product: FAD binding domain-containing protein
Exons: 4
Coding region: 1-1773 (590 amino acids)
Molecular function (GO): FAD binding
Source: RefSeq, a predicted model, not a curated record